Messenger RNA from Staurois parvus, 357 nucleotides. The record is from the annotation of a GenBank genome assembly. NCBI's taxonomy places the organism in Eukaryota, Metazoa, Chordata, Amphibia, Anura, Ranidae.
CUGAAGCUAUGGUAUCGGGAGUUGGAGGAGCCCCUUAUCCCCCAGCAGUUCUACAAACAAUGCAUCACCAACUAUGAGAACCCUGAUGCGGCGGUGUCUGUCGUUAAACAGCUUCCAGAACUGAACCGGCUGGUGUUGUGUUAUCUCAUCCACUUCCUCCAGAUCUUCUCUCAGCCAUCAAAUGUGGGUACCACCAAGAUGGACGUGAACAACCUAGCUAUGGUCAUGGCACCCAACUGUCUGCGCUGCCAAUCAGAUGACCCCAGGAUCAUCUUCGAGAACACCAGAAAAGAGAUGUCAUUCAUCAGAAUGCUGAUUGUCCACCUGGACACAAACUUCGUCAGGGGUUUACUCUGA